AUGAUAAGAUGUGCUCUGCCUGAUAAUAUUUGUGGAUACAGAGUUAUCACAACUACUCGUAUUUUGAAUGUCGCCGAACAAGUUGGUGGUGCUUAUAAGCUGAAACCUCUAUGCCUUCACAACUCUAGAAUACUAUUGUACAGAAGAAUAUUUGGCAAUGAAGACAAAGUCAAAUGUCCUGAUGAGCAGCUGGCCGAUGUUUCUAAUAGAAUACUAAGGAAAUGUGCUGGUGUGCCCUUAGCUAUCAUCACAAUAGCUAGUUUGUUGUCUAGUAAAGGAGGAAACAAAAUAGAGUGGUUUAAGGUGUACAACUCUAUUGGCACUGGACUGGAAAAUAGUCUAGAUGUGAAGAAUAUGAGAAGGAUUUUGUUACUUAGCUAUUAUGAUCUGCCAUCCCAUCUAAGGACUUGCUUAUUAUAUCUAAGUGUGUUUCCAGAGGAUUAUGAAAUUAGCAAAGACCGUUUGAUAUGGAUGUGGAUUGCUGAAGGUUUUAUACAAUGUGAAAACCAAGGGGAGAGUUUGUUUGAUCUUGGAGAGAGUUACUUCAGUGAGCUCAUUAACAGAAGUAUAAUCCAACCCAAAUAUCAAGGGUACUGUGUAAUGAUAGAACAUUGCCGUGUACAUGAUAUGGUGCAUGAUCUUAUCUGUUCCUUGGCAAAUGAAGAAAACUUUGUCACAAUACUGAAUGACGUGUAUCAAUCAUCAGCAUCCACAAUGGUUCGGAGGUUAUCUCUACAAAAUAGCAAGAUUGAUCAAGAUAUGCCGUGGACUACUAUAAGCAUUCAACAAGUGAGGUCUAUUGUUGCCUUUCAACCUGCUGUUAAUCUAAUGCCAACCAAUCAGUUUAGAGUUUUGCGUGUAUUAGAGCUUCAAAAUUGUCAGAUUUUACAACUUUGCAGUCUUAAGCAUAUCGCAAAUCUAUUUCACUUGAGGUACCUAGGAUUAAUAAAGACAUGCAUUGCCCAGCUACCUGAAGAAAUAGGAAACCUGCAAUUUCUACAAACACUGGAUGUCAGUGAAAAUGGACUUUCUAGCUUACCUUCGACUUUUGUUCGGUUAAGGCGUUUGAUGUGCUUACGCGUUGACAUUCGUACAAGAGCACCAAAAGGGAUUAGGAACCUAACAUCUCUUGAAGAGCUAUCAAUGUUAUGCAUUGAUGACUCCACAGACAUCGUAGAAGAGUUGGGUCAUCUAACGGAGCUGAGGAUACUAGAUAUUGUCUUCCGCACAGGACAUAAUAACAGCUUGCAGAAAUCUCUGCUGGAGUGCUUAUGCAAGCUGCGGAAGGUCCAGGCUCUAUGUAUCAUGGUCUCUGGCGAAUGCAACAUGGAUGCCUGGGUUGCUCCUCGAUGUCUUCGUAGAUUGGAACUACCACAUUGUUGGUUCUCUGCGUUGCCAGCUUGGAUGAAUCCCUCGCUUCUACUGAACCUCUCCUUCCUAUCCAUCGCCGUGAGGAAGCUACUGCAAGAGGAUCUUGAAAUCCUUGGGAGGUUGUCAGCACUCCGCUUUCUAAAUCUGGUCGUGGGCCACAGAAAUCUCGGAAUCCUUGGGAAAUUCUUCUUCGGUGCUGGUUCAUUUCCGUGCCUAAUAGAGUGUGAUCUGAAGGGGUUUAUAGGACUUGUGGUGUUUGAGCUAGGAGCUAUGCCAAGACUAGAAAGUGUUUGCUUCCCAAUUGAUGUGCAGGAGACAAUAGAAAUCGCUGACGGCAGUGGCUGUUUCAACUCGGGCCUUCAAAACCUGCCAUCACUGCAGCAUAUUACCAUUUAUUUCCAUCGUGGUGUCGCCAGCAAGGGGGAUGUGGAGCAAGCGAAGGCUGCGCUGAGGCAGGCAACUGAAAUCCAUUCCAAUCGCCCCACCCUCGAGAUAUGCUUAUGA
Messenger RNA from Miscanthus lutarioriparius, 1875 nucleotides. Lineage: Eukaryota; Viridiplantae; Streptophyta; Magnoliopsida; Poales; Poaceae. The record is from the annotation of a GenBank genome assembly.